Molecule: messenger RNA, 1094 nt
Organism: Mobula hypostoma (lesser devil ray)
Lineage: Eukaryota; Metazoa; Chordata; Chondrichthyes; Myliobatiformes; Myliobatidae
Gene: hspb8
Product: heat shock protein b8
Exons: 3
Coding region: 147-779 (210 amino acids)
Biological process (GO): cellular response to unfolded protein
Cellular component (GO): nucleus; protein folding chaperone complex; cytoplasm
Molecular function (GO): protein homodimerization activity
Source: RefSeq, a predicted model, not a curated record
AUGGCUAAACUUGGUCAGCACACGUAGGGACUUUGCAUUGCUCAUAGAUCAGAUUUUACAGAUGACAACUGGCGGCGUGCUCGCCUCCCCGCUAAGUAUAAAGUCCGGGCGCAGGGCUGAGAGGAGGGAGUGCAGAGAGUAGAGGCAUGGCUGAAGGACAAGUACCAUUCUCCUGCCAGAUACCCGGCAGGCACAGAACCAGCAGGGACCCCUUCCGAGACCCUCGCUUCUUGGACGAUGAGUUCGGCAUGUCGGCUUUCCCCGACCACUUCACGGCCGACUGGCCAGACUGGGCUCGCCCGAGGCUCACCUCGAACUGGCCAGGGUCCCUGAGGUCGUCCUUUAACGGGACGGCCCGCGAAGCUCCGUCGGUUUGCAGCCGGUCGCCGCCUCAGUACACGGCUCGCUACAUGGGAUAUCCCGAGACCAGGAGUCCGCCUAGCCUCAACCCCGGGGAGCCCUGGAAAGUGUGUGUCAACGUGCAGAGCUUCGCCCCCGAGGAACUCACCAUCAAAACCAAGGACGGCUUCGUGGAGAUAUCAGGAAAACAUGAAGAAACGCAGGAAGAAGGGGGAAUAGUCUCCAAAAACUUCACCAAAAAAAUCCAGUUGCCCAUCGAAGUGAACCCUGUCACAGUUUUUGCAUCCUUGUCUCCCGAAGGAGUCUUAAUCAUUGAAGCCCCCCCUGCGAGGCCACCUUGUUAUAUCUAUGGAGAUGACAGCAUGAGCAUCGAUGCAGAAGAAAAUGGAUUGAGAGGCCAAGAACAGACUGUUUCUUAAUCUUAACUGACUAUGAAAUUACCUGUCAGAUAUAAAACUUGCCAGAGAAAACAAGGUUAUUAAUUUUAUAUGAGGCAACAAGGGCUGUACAUAAAUCAUCGUUUGUUUACUUUGAUACUUAUAGAUAGUCUUACGGAAGGUAUUGAUCUGUUUUAGUCUAUUUUGUAUAUGAGAAGACUGUAUAUUGAUUGAUCACUUUCCUGCACAAUAGCAUGUAUUUUAUAUGCUGGUUAUGGGAGAGAGAUUCAAUACCGAUCCUUCUGUAAACUCUGUUUAAUUGCUGAUUUUGAAUAAAAUCUACAUUUUAAAAAAAAA